Messenger RNA from Aspergillus oryzae RIB40, 525 nucleotides. RefSeq lists its product as uncharacterized. Bases 1 to 525 code for a protein of 174 amino acids. NCBI's taxonomy places the organism in Eukaryota, Fungi, Ascomycota, Eurotiomycetes, Eurotiales, Aspergillaceae. The record is from RefSeq and is a predicted model, not a curated record. The transcript has 2 exons.
AUGACCCCUAAUAUUGCUAUGCCGCCCAGUGAGGGGAGCAGACGGCCUCAGGAUUCCGACAGUGAUGGCCCUGUGAUAUCCGAUGUUCUUCCUAAAAACCGUGGCAUCAAUAUCUUUGCUUCUCUUACGAGGGAUUUUGAGCCCAUCGAUUCUCGCUUCAACGAUGCGACAAAGAAUGUAACCGUCCUGGCCCCUCGCAACAGCGUAAUCCAAGGACUUCCGCGUAAGCCUUGGGAGAAUCCGGAUGACUAUGCACAGUUCGGAGAGGCGAAGGCCUAUGAAGGGCAGGAAGGGCAGGACCGAGCGAAAAGCAACCUGAAGCGUUUUGUAGAGGCUCACAUAGUACCCAGAAGCCCUUGGAAUGAAGGGAAUGAAGUAGAGACUCUUGGGGGAGACAAGUUGAGCUGGGCUAAAGAUGGAGAUAAGAUCUUUAUCCAACCGGGAAAUAUUGAGGUUGACAGUAUUGCAGAACAAGUUUCAAAUGGUGAAGUAUGGAUCUUGAACGGCGUUAUCAACUACCGUUGA